CCGUCUAAACUAAAUUCAGAGAGUGGGUUGCUUCUCAUAUUUUCUAGAGCCUUCUGAUCUAAAUUGCGAGAGUGUGAUCUGGAUUUCUAUAAUCAGUGGAUUGCUUCUUUUGUCUACAAUCGUGUAAGGAGGAUUGAGAGGAAAAAAAGGGAGAAGAAUAGCGAUUGGUUUUGGUUGUGAAGAAAAGGGAGAAGAAGAGCGAUUGGUCUGCGUUGUUCGAUAUUAUUCAGAGAUCGAAGAAGGGACUGUGGUGCUUUGAUUUGUGGCUUUGGUGGGUUUGGCGAGAGUGAAGAUCGCAGAUUCUAUGCAAAAAAGUUUGAGGGUGAUUUUCUUGCUGCUGUUCGUUUGUCUGUUAUUUAGUGCUAUCUCAAUCUAUUAUUUUGAUUCAGAUUCUGCGAACAGUGUGCAGUUGAAAUUUUCAAGUGGUUUGAACUCAGUGAUGUCGACAAAGACUACAAAAAGAAAGCUAAGGAGAAUUUCUCAAGACAAUAAUGAAGAUGGUCAAGAUAAUCAAACAGAAACACAAAGAAUGUUUAAUGAUGAGAGUUUUGCUACUGUUUCAAAUAUGGACGCACAUUGUCAGAGAAAAUCACGAAGGUUGAAAAAAGCAUGUCAACCGAUGAUGAUGGAAGAGAACCAAAUUCUGCACAACAGUGAUGAAGAUCGAAAUACAUGUGAUCAUCGUGAUAAGCAAAUUAGAAGUGAUCAACAACAUCGUGGUGCGAUUGUAAAUCAGAUGUUCUUUGCUGAUCAAAACACAGAUACUAAUAGUACAACUGCUAUGGGUGAAUCUUCGCAUUCAAUCGGUCAAGCAAUAUAUCAAAGAACUUUACAAGGAUUGAUUGUGAACUAUGAAGAUUCUGGAGACAAUAUUUAUAAAUGCACUUAUUGCGAUGCAUAUUUUUGGUUCGAAGAAGCUCUAAAACAAUCAUCUACAAAUGCAGAAAUUAUAUAUACAAAUUGUUGUAAAAAAGGACAAGUCAGACUUCCAAAGCCUAGACCAACUCCCAAUUUUCUUACAACAUUAUUAGACGACAAAGUUUUUAAAGAGAAUAUUAGAGUUUAUAAUUCAAUGUUUUGUUUUACAUCGAUGGGAGCAGCAAUUGAUCAUAAAAUAAAUGCUGGAUUUGGUCCUUAUAUAUUUAAAAUUAGUGGGCAAGUUACAGGGGAGAUUCCAUACAAUGAUUACAAGCUAGAUCAGUUUGUUCCUCAAAAAACUGUAGCGUACAUAAGCCAACACAACCUUCAUGUACCUGAGAUGAUUGUUAGUUCUUCAUUUCCAUCAUUGACAUGUGAAGUUAGAUUUGCUCAUGCAAAUAUAAUACUAGAGGUUAGCAGGAGAGAAAAGGAAGCAGGAAUUGUUCCUGAUCCAGAUAUUGACACCUACAUGAAGUUUAUCUUCACCCUCAAGUUUCAGACUUUGGAAGGCGAAAAGCUUGCAAUGGAAAAACAGAUUAGGGCAUUGAAGGGAGGAAUUGAUGAAAUUAGGAACAAAGAAUCAAGUCAUACUCCCGCAGCAACUGUUGCUAGUAUAUAA
Rosa chinensis is the source of this 1537-nucleotide messenger RNA. RefSeq lists its product as uncharacterized. The record is from RefSeq and is a predicted model, not a curated record. The transcript is spliced from 12 exons. Lineage: Eukaryota; Viridiplantae; Streptophyta; Magnoliopsida; Rosales; Rosaceae. Bases 305 to 1537 code for a protein of 410 amino acids.